AUGGGCGAGCAUGAGACGCCGCAGUCACAGCCACCUAGUGGGCUCUUGCCAAACGGCUUACUUCCUAAUGAAGCGGCCUCCGUGAUGCGAGUGCUUGACUCGGCCAGAUGGUCGAAAGCUGAAGAGAGAACCGCUGAACUCAUGGAGUGCAUUAAGCCCAAUCAACCGUCUGAGAACCAACGUAAUGCUGUUGCUAGUUAUGUGCAGCGGCUCAUUAUGAAGUGCUUUCCUUGUCAGGUCUUCACUUUUGGGUCUGUUCCGCUUAAGACUUAUUUGCCGGAUGGUGAUAUUGACUUGACAGCCUUCAGUAAGAAUCAGGAUUUGAAAGAUACAUGGGCUCAUCAGGUUUGUGAUAUGCUGGAGAAUGAGGAGAAGAAUGAGAAUGCUGAAUUCCAGGUUAAGCAAGUCCAGUAUAUUCAGGCAGAGGUGAAAAUUAUUAAGUGCCGUGUGGAGAACAUUGCGGUAGAUAUAUCAUUUAACCAGCUCGGUGGGCUGUGCACACUCUGUUUCCUUGAAGAGGUCCUCUAUCGUUUCCUUGAGUUCUUCAGUAAGUUUGAUUGGGAUAACUUCUGUGUCAGCCUUUGGGGUCCCGUACCCAUUGGUUCACUUCCAAAUGUGACAGCCGAACCACCUCGGAAGGAUGGUGGAAAGUUACUUCUCGCCAAAUCAUUUCUUGAUGCCUGUGGCUCGGUAUAUGCAGUUUUCCCGAAUGGCCAAGAAAGUAAUGGCCAUCCUUUUAUCUCCAAACACUUCAAUGUCAUUGAUCCUUUGCGUGCUAACAACAACCUUGGGCGCAGUGUUAAUAAAGGUAACUUCUUCCGGAUUCGUAGUGCAUUUGCUUUUGGGGCAAAGAAGCUUGCUAGGUUACUAGAGUGUGACAGUGAGAACAUACAUUUCGAAGUGAAUCAGUUUUUCCAAAAUACCUGGGAAAGACAUGGAACUGGUCAUCGUCCUGAUGCUCCGCUCAAUGGCUUUUGGCAAUUGAGACCGUCAAAUAAUGAUUACUUGCUUGGCUCAGAGAAUGUGAAUCUCCAAAAUAUUGCUAGUGUCAAAUCUGGAAGUCAUGAAGGUCAAAAUAAUGCAUUGAAUGGGCCCUGUAUUGUUCCAUCCCAACAUGGUAAUCACGCCCUAGAAAGCACAUCAUGGAGUAGUGAUGUUGCCACAGUAUCUCAAUCAAAAAGUCAAAAGAUGAAUGUAAAGAUAAGUUUAAGAACUUCGGAUCAGGCUAGAAGAGAAAUCAGCACAAAUCAGUUUGUUCAUGCCGAAAAGAAUCUGAGCAGUUCUAAACCAGACAGCUUGGUAGGCGAUUUACAAGGAAGGUAUCUUUAUGCAAGAACACACUCAAGCCCUGAGCUUACGGAUACCUGUAACAAAGUUUCUUCACAAGCAAGGCAUGCUAAAGUUCCAGAAAGUGCAAAAGGCCAGACAACAGCAGCUAGGUCUGACAUUAUCAAAAGGCAAGAAACUGAACCUGAAAACUAUUUUCCCCAUGGUUUGGUUUCUUCUCCUGUGACUCGUCAUAUUCCAACAGUAGGACUGACAUCAAGUCCAGAAGGUUCAGUUGAACAUUUGAAUGAGAAUUUUGGUACUGUGGGAUUGAACCCUGAGGAGGCUGACAAUGAGUUUUGGCGUGAACAUGAAAGGGUUUCAGUUGGUGGCCUUGAACUUGAUAAUGGAAGUUUUGAGAUGGAAACGUCUGACGAUAAGCAGCAAUCUACAUCAGUUCGGUAUAACAUUGGUUCAUCUGGCACAGGUGGCUCUGGUAACUCUUCUAGAGUUCAGCCGAAGUUCACAAGGGGAUCCCUACAUUCAAAUCAGGGUGAACGAGGAGAAAAUUUUCUGUACACAGAGAACAAAGGUGAUGGAGUUCUCUUUGAUGAAAGGCUCACAAAUUCAAGCUCGUUUCCUACCAUUCCAAGUAAUUCUGUAAGAAGUACAGCUUCCUCUGAGAGUUCAUGGGAUGGAUCAUCUGUAAAGAGUGUGGAAGACCUGUGGAAGACCUCGACUACUGUGACAUCUGUAGUUCAUGUGAAAGGUAAAGGUAUAAAUGAAGGCUCCUCCAGCCAGGUGGACGAUGACAGCAAAGAGUGGAGCUCACAGUUAUCAACUAGUCCCGAGAUUGUUGAAAGAGGUUUGGGGCCUCCAGCUACUGGUGUCUCAAGGCAUCUGGUUCCUGGGUUUGAGUUGGCACAAACAAGUGGAUCUGAUCCAGUAGUGCCUAUUCCUCCAGUGCUAUUGGCUCAUGGCGCACGAUUUUAUCCUACGGGACCUCCUGUUCCAUUUGUUACAAUGUUUCCCAUUUAUAACUUCCCUGCUGCAGAGACGGGAACUUCUGAGGCCUCUACAAGUCAGACCGGUUCCGAGGAGGGUAUGAAUAACAUUGAUCGUUUUCAGAAUGGUGAUUUACUUGAGGGACAUCAUGAUCAGUCUGAAGUUCCAAGUCCUAGUAGUACUUCGAUGAGUGUUGCUGCCUCGCUUGAGGCAUUUGAGCACAAGUAUGACAUCCUCAAUAGUGAUUUUGCUAGUCAUUGGCAGAACUUGCAAUAUGGACGGUUUUGCCAGAAUUCACAACUUCCUAGUCCAGUUGUCUAUCCACCUGUUGCGGUACCACCUGUACAUUUACAGGGUCGUAUCCCAUGGGAUGGUCCCGGAAGACCUGUUUCGCCAAACAUGAAGCUUCUCAGUCAGCUAAUGGGUUAUGGACCUCGUAUCCUUCCAGUUGCUCCCAUGCAAGCUGUUUCCGGUAGACCUUCUGGUGUCUAUCAACAUUAUGUCGAUGAGGUGCCAAGAUAUCGCGGUGGAACUGGAACCUACCUUCCAGACCCUAAAGUAGCAGGCAGGGAUAGGCAUACCACAAACUCUUCCAGAAAGGCAAACUAUAACAAUUAUGAUAGAAGUGAGCACCAUGGUGAUUAUCGAGAAGGGCCCUGGUAUAAUUCGAAGUCAAGAGCCCCCGGGCGCAGUCACAGUCGUAACCAGGCUGACAAGUCGAGUAGUUCAAGACUGGACAUAUUAGCAGGCACAGGUGGGAGCAGCAGAUCGGAGAGGACAUGGGUCUCACACAGACAUGACAACCCCACUCCUGCUGACCAGAUUGAGUUUGGUUCACUUGGCCCUAUGGGGUUUGCCGAGCUGUCACAUUUGAAUGAGGACCAAAGACUUCAUGGCAGUGCAGUAGCUCAACUGUCUUCACCAGAUCAGCCUUCUUCUCCUCACCAUCUUCAGAGGUAGUUUACAAAAUUCUAACCGUGUCAUGUCUCCCGGGCAGUUAAUAGCUGUGCAAGAUUUCUGAAUUGGAAGUCUGUCCGUCGUCUGUCUGCCCGACAAUGUCGUUGAGGGACUACAGUUUACAGCACAUUGAAUGGAGCGUUUGAGUUUUCCUUCAUUGCAGAAUUAUGGGUGGCUCCAGUGACAUGGUGGUCUAUUGGAGAAGGAUGAUUUCACGCAUCUUGCAAGAAAACGGGAAAGAGGGAGGAUUUCAUAUGAUUGUUGCAGCGCCCCUACUAAGUUCAGUGCAAGAAGCUCCUCAGCCGCUCCUACCAGAGUAAUGGUUUCGUUUCCUCUUCUCACCCUACUCAACAAGAUAUGAGCCAGAGACUUCAGUUGGGGCAUUCAGGGCCUUGCAGCCUGUAGUUCUUUGCUGCUGUUUCUUUUGCAGCUGUCUCUGUGCACUUAGAAGCCUGGCUUUUUUUCCGGACUUUCCCUGUUUAGAAAGUAGUAGAAGGGGAAAAGUAACUUGGUCGUGGUGAAUCAGCUACCGCCACCAUUGCAGUAGGAGCAUGGUAAUUGGUGAUUUCGUUACUUCGAAUAGUUUGCUUAUUUCGAAAACGAAACUGGUAGGUCUCUGGGAAGAAACAGAUUGUAACUUUCACUGAUGUAGAAGACAUUUGAAUGCAGGUUUAGAAAGUAGGUGGUUGGAGUUAAAUCCUCUGCCCAACUCGAGCUUUUCCCCGUCAGUAAGUUGGUGAUUCAGUUCCCACAUGAUGGAUGGUGUUGUAUUAGGAGUUUUUGAUACGUUUAGUUAAAGUCGAGCUCGAGUAUAUGUGGUCUGCCUCUUUGUGAUCAACUAGUGUUUAGAAUGUAGUUAAAUAGUACAUACAAUGAUUACUGCUGCCAGCAGAAAAAUGAAACUGCUGCUGUUUAGUUCUACCUGCUUGUUCAGC
Linum tenue is the source of this 4163-nucleotide messenger RNA. The record is from the annotation of a GenBank genome assembly. Lineage: Eukaryota; Viridiplantae; Streptophyta; Magnoliopsida; Malpighiales; Linaceae.